AUGGGCGUCACAUACUCGCAAUUCUUCCCGCCGAAACCAUCUCUGACGGCGGCCAACCUACCAAGCCAGAAAGGCAAAGUCUUCAUAGUCACGGGCGGUGCGUCUGGUGUGGGCUUUGAGCUCUGUAAGAUCCUGUAUCAAGCCGGUGGGAAGGUCUACCUCGCUGGACGGUCGCCACAUGGUGCCAGAUUGGCUGCGACACGGAUCAAGUCCACAGUCUGUGAUGAUCCUGGGGAGUUGGCUUUCUUGUUUCUUGACCUUCAGGACGUGGGGACCAUCCGACCGGCGGUUGAGGCCUUCACCGCAGCAGAAUCGAGACUGGAUGUCCUCUUCAACAACGCCGGAGUCUUCCAACCACCCCAAGGAUCUGUCUCUGCCCAGGGCCAUGAGCUGCAGAUGGCCACGAACUGUCUGGGUCCACAUCUGCUCGCACAGCUUCUGACGCCUACACUGAUAAACACGGCACAAAGCUCACCCUCAGCCGCUGUUCGCAUAGUCUGGACGUCUUCCCUACUAGUUGAUAUGUCUGCGCCUAGAGGAGGCGGCAUCACGUCUAACACUCUUUCGACCUUGGUGGUCACAGAUCCCAGCACAAACUAUACAACUUCCAAAACCGGCAAUUGGUAUCUCGCCAAAGCUUUCUCUGAUCGACUCCGCAAGCAUGUGAUCGUGAGCGUCACGCAGAAUCCAGGCAACUUGGCCACCCAAUCACUGCGACAUCUGCAUUGGAUUAUGCCCUAUCUCACAGCCCCGCUGAACCAUGAUCCUGUAUUUGGAGCGUAUACCGAGUUGUACGCUGGAUUGUCACGGGACUUGAAUAUCGAUGACGGCGGCUCUUAUAUCAUCCCCUGGGGUCGAAAGCACCCCUGUCCUCGAGCAGAUAUCGUGGAUGCGAUGAAGAGAGAAGAUGACGGCGGGCCUGAUGCUGUGAAGCUGUUUGUCGAUUGGUGCGACAAGCUGACCAAACGUUUCCAUUGA
Zasmidium cellare ATCC 36951 is the source of this 978-nucleotide messenger RNA. RefSeq lists its product as uncharacterized. The coding region runs from base 1 to 978 and encodes 325 amino acids. The transcript has a single exon. NCBI's taxonomy places the organism in Eukaryota, Fungi, Ascomycota, Dothideomycetes, Mycosphaerellales, Mycosphaerellaceae. The record is from RefSeq and is a predicted model, not a curated record.